AUGUUACAAAAUGAAGGGAAAGAUAGGAUUAGUGCUCUAUCAAACACACUUCUUUCCAUUAUCCUAUCUUUUAUGCAAACAAAAGAGACUGUUAGAACCUGUGUGUUAUCCAAAAGAUGGAAAUAUGUUUGGACUAAAGUUCCAGUUUUCGACUUUGCUCCGUUGGAUUAUGCACCAAGCAAAUCCUCUUUCAUAUCGUUCGUGUACAAGGCCUUAGCCUUCAAUCAUGCACCGGAACUGAAAAUCUUCCGAUUGAGUAGUGUCGAUAUCUUUGAAGACUUUCAUGUUCAAUCAUGGAUUUGGUCUAUUAUGAGACGUGGUGUCGUAGAAGUCGAACUUUGUUCUUUCGGUAUAGAAACAAAGAUAGCUGAAGGGAUCUUUUCCAGUGAGAAACUCAGGGUAUUGAAGUUGAGUGGGAAGUUUAUUUUCUCUGUUCUUAAUUUUAAGCUUCCAAAUCUUAAGAUUCUUCACCUUUCUGGUGUGAUACUUAAAGAUAGUCUGUAUGAUAUCAAUUCAGUUUUCCCUUUACUAGGAGAACUUGUGCUCUAUAAUUGGUCUGGUAUUAAGAUACUAAACAUUCAUUCAUGCUCUUUAAGAAUGCUGAAAAUCAGGAACUUCGUGCUUCAUACUGGAAAAGUACAAGAUAUAGUCAUCGAAGCACCGAACUUGGAAUACUUAUUUCUUUCAGAUAAUGUUUCGGUCUAUGAUAUAAGGGGUGCUCGAUCGUUGAUCGAAGCUAAGAUUAAUGUUUGCAAACAAAGUUGUGCAAUGCGUGAGCUUCUUCACCAAAUUUCAGGUUUGAGGAGUUUGCGACUAUCAAUAGUAACCAUACAUCAAUCCUUUGAAAAUCUGUACCCUCAUCAGUUGCCAGUGUUCCAUAACUUGACCAAUUUGGAGCUAGCAGACGGAGAAGUGGAUGGAUUACUGGAAUCCCCUCCCAUAUUCUACACCGAAAUGCUUAUCAUACGCUCUCAAGGUUAUCAAAUUCUACGACUUUUGUGGGUUCGAAGAACAAGUGAGUAUGGGAGAAUAUUUCUUGAGAACUGCCGCAAGGUUGAGGGUGCUGAAGAUCCACACAGCUCAUCGAGAUGCUGA
Beta vulgaris subsp. vulgaris (sugar beet) is the source of this 1095-nucleotide messenger RNA. Its product is annotated as FBD-associated F-box protein At5g56370-like. The record is from RefSeq and is a predicted model, not a curated record. The transcript has 3 exons. Gene Ontology annotation, molecular function: protein binding. The coding region runs from base 1 to 1095 and encodes 364 amino acids. Lineage: Eukaryota; Viridiplantae; Streptophyta; Magnoliopsida; Caryophyllales; Amaranthaceae.